GUCACCGUCACUGUCGUCGUCGUCGUCUUCGUUGUUGGAAGAACUAGUGACAGUCCGAGAGAACAAGCACACUGCCGUCUCAAGCGCGCCGACCGAGUGAAGGCAGCAGCUCUAGACGUCUGCCAGACUGGCCUGGCAGCUCGACGCUCGGGUCUGACGUGCACACAGAUCGUGUCGGUGUGUCUUCCCUCCCCUAGACUGAUGGUCGAGUUUGGGCCAAUCGGAACAGAUUUCCCAUCUGGAUUGGUACAACAGUCCUCCUCCAAUCAGAACGAGGCUGGUUCUGUUGACUGGGCGGCAAAUCAGACGUCAAUGGGCUCGUUCGGCCUGGAAACCCGUCAGACUAACGCGGACUAA
Molecule: messenger RNA, 357 nt
Organism: Protopolystoma xenopodis
Lineage: Eukaryota; Metazoa; Platyhelminthes; Monogenea; Polystomatidea; Polystomatidae
Source: the annotation of a GenBank genome assembly